Messenger RNA from Blepharisma stoltei, 1959 nucleotides. Lineage: Eukaryota; Ciliophora; Heterotrichea; Heterotrichida; Blepharismidae. The record is from the annotation of a GenBank genome assembly.
AUGCUCAAGAACGUGGCUGCAAAAGGCCUUAUAGGCAAGAGGUCUUCUUUAGGUCGAAGUGAAGCUCUCAGAGACAUCGGCAUGAAAGAGCACGUUCAUCGACUUUUCGACAGAUCUUCAGCUUAUACAAGAAUCCCAGGCUCCUUUGUGGAAGGGCUAAAGAAAUGCUCACACAUCUUAGAAAUGCAAAUCCCAAUAAAACGUGACGACGGUUCUAUUGAUAUUUUUGAAGGCUUCAGAGCUCACCACUCCAUCCACGCUUUGCCGCUUAAAGGAGGAAUCAGAUUCACCCCAGGGCUCAAGCUAGAAGAUGUGGAAGCUGUUGCAGCACUCAUGACAUUGAAGAUGGCUGUUGUGGACAUUCCUUAUGGAGGAGCCCACGGAGGAGUUUCAGUUGACCCAUCUAAACUGAGCAAAUCAGAGCUCGAACAGCUGACCAGAAAUUAUGCUAGGGAGCUGACCAAGUCUGGCUUCAUGGGACCAUCAAUUGAUGUGGCUGGCCCUGAUAUUGGCACUGAUUCUACAACAAUGGCAUGGGUCAUGGACGAGUACUCAAAGCUAGCUCCAAAUGAUACAGAACUGCUAGCUGUGGUCACUGGGAAACCAGAGGCAUCUGGAGGCAUUGCUGGUAGAGUUGAAGCCACUGGUCGCGGCUUUUAUUAUGCUCUCCACCAAUUCUUGUCUGAUUUAGAGCUGACUGAGUCAUUAGGCCUUACAAAUAACUUAGACAACAAGUCAUAUAUCAUCCAAGGCUUUGGAAAUGUAGGCUACUAUAUUGCUAAAUUUGUGACGGAAAACGCCAAAGGCAAAAUAGUAGGAAUUUUGGAAAAGGAUGGUGGCACUUAUAACCCUGAAGGACUUGACGUAAAAGCUUUAAAGAAGCAUUUUGACAAGCAUCAUACACUUAAAGGAUUUGAUGGCGGAGACACCUAUUCAUAUGCAGAAGAUAUUUUAUGCUGGCUUAGAAAGACUAAAAAGAUAGCCACUGGCUAUAUUAUCAGUAUAAAAAGAAAUUUUAAUUGGAUAAUUCUAACUCCCCCCCCCCCUCCGUGAGUGAACAAAAAAAAUUUUGUUCACUCAUGGAGGGGGGUUAAUUUUUUUUUUUUAAAAACAUUUAUAUAUAAAUUUUAUAAAAAAUAUUUUUUUUCGAAAUUUGAAAAAAUCCUAAUUCGCAAAAAUUGGAAAGCAAAUAUUAAUUUAAUUUAUAAAAUUUAUGUUUUAAAAAGCAAUUUGUUUAAAAUUAAAUAGAAUUAGCUCUAGAUUUCAUUAUACUAAUUAUCAUUUAUAUAUCAAAAUUUUUUUCCAUAAAAAAUGUUUUCUAUUAAAAAAAUUUUUGUUCACUCACGGAGGGUGGGUUUUUGGGCAAAAAAUAGGGAUUUUUCUAAUGGUUUUGUUCACUCACGGAGGGGGGGGGGAGUAAGCAUUUAGGCUCUCUAAAUAAUCAUAUCAAAAGAAUGCGACAUCUUGGUACCAGCAGCUAUUGAAAAAACCAUUAACUCAGAAAACAUGCACCUCCUAAAAUGCAAAAUUGUUGCAGAAGCUGCCAAUAUGCCAAUCACACUUAAAGCUGAAGAGUAUUUACUUAACCAUGGAGUCGCUAUUUUACCUGACAUUUUAAUGAACGCUGGAGGAGUCAUUACUUCAUACUUCGAGUAUGUAAAGAACAUUGGCCACAUUAGUCCAGGCAAAUUAACAAAGAGAUGGGAAAUGAGGUCAAAUGAAGCUAUAUUGAAGUUCAUUGCAGGGCUCUUGGAAACUGAUCUUACACAUGGAGAGCUUCACGUUGCUUCAGAUUUGGAUAUUGUGAAUAACGCUUUGGAAGAUCUUAUGACGAACUCUGUCAAGCUUACCCAGAAGACUGCUAAUAGAUUCGCUAUUAACUAUAGAGACGCAGCUUAUGUGAAUGCCAUCAAUAGAAUAUAUGAAAAUUUAAGGUAUAGCAGCUACUAUGCAGCUUAA